This is a messenger RNA of Pomacea canaliculata, 4769 nucleotides long. Its product is annotated as DNA mismatch repair protein Msh6-like. Gene Ontology annotation, cellular component: MutSalpha complex; nucleus. NCBI's taxonomy places the organism in Eukaryota, Metazoa, Mollusca, Gastropoda, Architaenioglossa, Ampullariidae. Gene Ontology annotation, molecular function: mismatched DNA binding; ATP binding; ATP-dependent DNA damage sensor activity. Gene Ontology annotation, biological process: mismatch repair. The record is from RefSeq and is a predicted model, not a curated record.
ACGCGGGAGUUCUUGACGUAGUGCGUGAGUCCAGUCGAUGGUGCAAGUGUGUACAAACUAUGUCAAAGUCGCAGAAGCAGACCCCGAAACAGGGGAAUACUUUGCUGAGUUACUUUAAUAAGACGCCAAAGAAGACUACAGAUGUUCUUUCACCUAAAAAGUCGCCCAACACCACUUUGUUGACGAGCCCGAAGUCCACACCGAAGAGCACGAAGAAAGCAAAAGGAACUGCAGCUAGCUCAACCCCUCAACCACAAAACUGCCAACCUCCCGAGGAGAUCAAAUUCUUAUGCGGAGAUGUUGUUUGGGCAAAGCUAGAAGGGUACCCUUGGUGGCCAAGUCUUGUUUGCAACCAUCCCACAACUUGCACACACACUCGCAGUGGCAAGAAAAUGGAGGUACACGUUCAGUUUUUUGACACACCACCUACUCAUGCUUGGAUCAAGUCCAGCAAUGUCAAGCCAUUUAGAGGAUCACUGGAUAAAGACUUCCAAAAGGGAGGUCCGUUCUUCACAUUAAAUGCUCAAGUCAGGAAAAGUGCUGAAGCAGGUGACAAAGCUUUGAAAAUGACUGUUGAGGAACGACUGAAACUUGUUGUCAAUCUUCAGCCAUCAGAUGACGAAGAGGAAAAAUGUAAUGGAGAAGAUGAUGAAGAUAUGGACUUUGAUUCAGAAAUUUUUGAUGCAGAAAUGUCUGACGAGAAUGAUGACAGCAUAAAAGAAAAUAAGGUAGAUGAGUCUUUUGCUAAGAAGGAGAAUGCAACACCAAAGAAAAGGACUCGUGCUGCCAAUUGUGCAGGAUUAAAGCCAAAGCGGAGGAAAAUAAUACAACCAGAAAGUGAUGAAGAGGAUUCAGGGGAUGAAUUUAAACCUAGUUCAUCUGAUAGUAGUGACGAAGAGAGUGCCAGCAGUGGUGAAGAUGAAGAUGAAAUCUUAGAGCCUGAGGAAUCAGAACCAGACUCACCUAUCAAGAAAAGCAAGAAGAAGCAGAAAAUUUCUCCAUCGGAUAGUACUGACAAGAAAUCACCCCCAGGAACUCCUAAAAAUAGGAGUCCUAAUCAGCCAUCUGUCAGUUCAACAACCAAGUCCAAACUGUUACAUUUUGCAGCUGCAGACAGUGUUGGAUCCAGUGCAGAAGGCACCCAGGUUGAUGCCUCAAACCUUCCUCACACGAGACUGGACUUUCUUCAGCCAGAGAAGAUCAAAGAUAUCAACCAGAAGAGCAAACAUGACCCAGAUUAUGAUCCAAGGACACUGUAUGUUCCUUCUUCCUUCCUGAAUAAGCAGACCCCAGCAAUGCGACAGUGGUGGGAAAUGAAAUCAAAACAUUUUGACACAGUAUUGUUCUUCAAGAUGGGCAAGUUUUAUGAAUUUUUCCAUAUGGAUGCCACAACAGGGUAAGAGCUGGGUCUGAUCUACAUGAAAGGCGACUAUGCACACUCUGGAUUUCCAGAGAUAGCUUAUAAUCGGUAUGCUGAUGCCCUCAUUCAGAAAGGUUAUAAAGUUGCACGCAUUGAACAGACAGAAACCCCAGAGAUGAUGGCUGAACGGUGUAAACAGAUGGCAAGACCAACAAAAUAUGACAAAGUGGUGCGUCGAGAAGUAUGUCAGAUUACCACUCAGGGUACUCGAACCUUCAGCCCUAGAGAUGGUGAUGUGGGAGAUUCUCAGCCUAGCUAUCUCAUGGCCAUAUGUGAGGCUGAGUCAGCAGGAACAGUUAAAUAUGGUGUUUGCUUUGUCGAUACAUCUAUUGGAACAUUUCAUCUUGGCCAGUUUUCUGAUGAUCGGCACUGCUCAAGGCUCAGAACUGUGUUUGCGCAUCACCCUCCAUCUCAGAUUCUUUAUGAACGAGGACAAAUGUCACAUAAAACUAUACAGCUGAUCAAUGGACAGUCAGCAGCACUUAAAGAAGCACUUAGCUCAGGAAAGGAAUUUUGGGAUAGUUCAAAAACAUUGAAGACUUUAGAAGAAAAUUAUUUCAGAGAAGAUCAAGCUGAUAUUAAAUGGCCAGAAACUUUAAAGAAAAUGAUGUCUGAAAGUGAUGCUCUAGGCUUAACAGCUUCUGACUCCUACGACCUUGCCGUUCGGUCUCUUGGUGCUGUGACUUGGUACUUGCAGUAUUGUCUCAUGGAUCAUGAGGUACUGUCUAUGAAGAAAUUUGAAGAAUAUGAACCUCUAGACAAAGCACCUGUAAAAGUGCAGACAAGCUUCAACACAUCUCAGCAUUGUAUGGUUCUUGAUGGCGUUUCUCUAUCUAAUUUAGAGAUCAUAAAAAAUGCAGUCACAGGUGGAACAGAAGGCACUCUUCUGGAACAGUUGGAUACUUGCUCAACACCUUUUGGCAAGCGUCUUCUGGUACAGUGGUUAUGUGCCCCACUAUGCCAGCCAGCCGCCAUCAAUGACAGAUUAGAUGCUGUUGAGGCUCUAAUGGAAAUGCAGGAGUUAGCAACUGAGGCAACAGAUGCACUUAAAAAGAUACCUGACCUUGAGAGACUCCUAAGCCGAAUUCAUAGCCUGGGUUCACUAAAGCAAAAGUCUUCUCAUCCAGCUGAACGGGCCAUUCUUUAUGAGGAAACUCAGUACAGCAAACGCAAGAUUGAGGACUUUCUGGCGACUGUUGGAGGAUUUAAGGUUGGCCUGAAGAUUUCUGACAAGUUUACACAGCAGGCAAAAGAUUGCAAUUCUAAACUGUUAAGAAAAACAGUAUUGUUGGAUUCCAAGGCUUCUGAUGGUGGCUUCCCAGACAUCACAGAAGACUUGGCUUUUUUUGAUAAUGCAUUUGAUCAUGCAAAAGCUCGCAAAGAUGGUGUUAUCAUACCCAGUAAAGGUGUGGACAAGGAAUAUGACAAAGCAAUGAAAGACAUCCAGCACCUGGAGGCACAGUUACAGGAAUAUCUUGAGCAGCAGCGACAGCGGUUAGGCUGUAAGGGUAUAGUCUACUGGGGGACUGGCAAAAACAGGUUUCAAAUGGAAGUGCCAGAAGCCGCUUUGAAGCAUGUUCCAGAAGAGUAUGAAUUGAUGUCUUCUAAAAAAGGAGCCAAGCGGUACCGCACCUCCACCAUUGAGGCUGUAUUGGUGGACCUGACAGACGCAGAAGAAAAGAAGGAUGCAGCUUUGAAGGACAUCAUGCGGAGAAUCUUCCACAGCUUUGAUGAAAGGUAUGCAAAAUGGAACACAGUUGUUGCUUGUCUCUCAGUCUUGGAUAUACUUUCAAGUCUGGCACGAUACAGUCGUUGCAGUGAAAGUAGCAUGUGUCGUCCAAAGUUCUUUUUGCCAAUAAUAGAAGAAAGCCUUUUCUGGAUUCGAAAUGGUCAACAUCCAUGCAUAAGUCGUACAGUUGUUUCCAGUGACUUCAUUCCAAAUGACACAGUGAUUGGCACUGAAUAUGAUGAAGAUGAAGUAAGCAGUCCCCGAAGUCAUGUUGUCAUGGUGACAGGACCAAAUAUGGGUGGAAAAUCCACCUUGAUGCGACAGACUGGUCUGAUAGUGGUGUUAGCUCAACUGGGAUGUUAUGUUCCAGCAGAAAAGUGCUGCCUCACACCUGUUGAUCGAAUUUUCACUAGGCUUGGGGCCAGUGACAGAAUAAUGGCAGGAGAAAGCACCUUCUUUGUAGAGCUGAGUGAGACAUCUGCCAUAUUGCAGCAUGCAACAGAGCACUCGCUGGUACUGAUGGAUGAGUUAGGUCGAGGGACUGCUACAUAUGAUGGCACAGCCAUUGCUUAUGCAGUUGUCAAGGAACUAUCAGAAAGCCUGCAUUGCCGAUCUCUUUUCUCCACACAUUACCACUCACUUGUAGACCAGUUUUCACAUGAUGAAAAUGUCCGAACUGGCCAUAUGGCAUGCAUGGUGGAGAAUGAAGAUGGAGAUGACCCAUCACAGGAAACAAUUACAUUUCUGUACAAGUUUGUGAAAGGAGCAUGCCCUAAGAGCUAUGGUUUCAAUGCUGCACGACUGGCUAGCAUUCCAGAAGAGGUGAUCAGGUGUGCUAUUGCAAAGUCUAGAGAGUUUGAAUUGACAGUUGAACAUCUCCAUGCAAUCAGGAAGCUCUGGAAUGGCACAUGUCAAAAUAUUAAGGAAGUGCUGCAAGAGGCUUGUCAUGUCGUAAAUUAAGCUAUCAAAGCUGAAAAUGACCUGUCAUAGAAGGCUUCAAGUUCUUGAGGACCUGAGGAUGUACUUGGACUUGUUAAAUCUGUUGCACCCCUUUCAUCACACCCAGUUCCACUUGAAUUUAAUUUUUGUGCUGUGCAGGCAUUCAUAUCCUUUUUGACAGGAAGUUAGAGAUGAUAAUAGUUGAACAAUCUGCAUAACUAGUUAACUGAAUUCCUCUUAGGCUUUUCGGAUCUUGUAAGGCAAAACAGCAAUUAAGGUAAAGUACAUCACACCCAAGCACUUGACCCUUUAAGUCACCAUCAUCAACACAGUGCGAUUAUGUAGCACCAACUUUUUGGUUGAAUUCAAACAAGAUUUCCUUUCUAGUAGCCAUUUCGCAAGUCUUAAGUGUAAAUGAGGCUGUUUAAAAAACAGUAUUGUUUUCUUUGAAUAUGCAAAUCUUUUUUUUUUUUUAAUUUCUAGCAUUUUAAAAUCUUAUGAGCGGCAGCUAAAUAUCUCCCUCUUGUAGUAGUCUCCCAUUUAUUCAUUUUGUGCUUAAUGCUCAAAAGAUUUGCUCUGUUUUAAAUAUUAGAGCUGCCCUGUAAAUAUGACAGUUUGCAGCUUUUUGUUUGGACUAUUGUUGAAAGCAUCUAAACUGAAUUAAAAAAAAUUUCAUUCAGC